GUCAUCUGGCCAAAGGAUUUUUACAAAGAACACUUAGAGAAUUGCAAACCAUUCAAAUGUCAAAAGCUUGGCUUCCCGCUGGUCUUUUGCGUCACCUCUUACGAUCCCAUUGCAAAAUGAAUUCAUAAAGAACUUGAACAAGAAUAUUGAACGCACCGAUUUUAUUUACAAGGCGUUUACGCCUGCAAAUAAUGUGUCACGAUUUUUUUAUCAUCAAGGCAGUUUUUGCUCAUAACACUAGGUAUGUGGAUGUGGCUCCUCGUUGGUGUUUUGGGGGCAUCUCAAUGUCAAACUCGUUUUAUGGCAGAGCCCAUACGUUACAGAAGUACAAGAAUCAGUUCACCCACGGCUAGCAAGACCAAGAUUGGAGAAUUUGCCUUAAAAACCAGUUCUCGUAUUGAAUGCGCAGCGCUUUGCGUCCACUUCAAGACUUGCUCCCGAUUUCUGAGCGAAAGCAAAACAUGCCAUCUCCUAGAACAUUGGCCAUUUUUGGCGGAUGCAUCUGCCAAUUCUUCUCUGGUGACUGUUCACGAGUUGAUAACGGAAGAAUGGUCCCAAUUGAUGGUACUUGGAGGGUUUAUUGAUAAUUUGGGAGCAACCAAAGAUGUGGAGGUGCUUAAUAUGAAAACCAUGAGACAAUGCCCCCAAACACCUUUUUUACCACAGGGCCGAUACGGCGGGGCAAGUUAUCUUCUGAAAGGACAACUAAAUUACGCACUGGGACGAUCAAAUGAUCACAACUUCAGUGAUACUCUUCAAUUCGAUCAAAGCUCCCAGACAUGGAACAAGGUCAAUUUAACACCCUUAAUCUCGCUCUACACUGCCUUGGUCCAAAUAAGUCCAUCUUGGAUCAUUUUGAUCGGGGGACAGGAGUCAUCUGCCUCAACCAUUAUUCACGCCGAUGGUUCGAUCAUCCCGGGACCAAAUUUACCUUUCCAGAUGAUGAGACAUUGCGCUGUUGGUCUGAAUGAAGAGCAUAUCUUCAUCGCCGGAGGAUUCAAAAACGGCAUCAGUCCAUCAAGAGAGACUUUUGAACUCAAGUGGUCCGAACAGAUUUGGGUUCCGCAAUCUCCUAUGACGAGUGCUCAAUCUUCGGUGACAUGUGACACUUUUUUGGACAAGGAUAAUCGCUUGAGCAUUCUGGUUGGUCAGGAAUCAUUUGAGAUCUUCAUUUGGACAACCCGGACCUGGCGGCCUGGGCCGGAUAUGUUGCUUGAUUGUACGUGGAGCCAACUAAUCAGAUUUGAUGGUAUGCUUUAUCUUUUUGGCGGCAAGAGAGUGGAUAACUCAAUCAGGAAAACAAACAUCUACUCAUUUGACGCAACCCUGGAAAAAUGGAACAAGAUCGCGUUGGAACUGAAAACCGGACGAACCAGUUUUGGCCUACUCAGGAUUCCAUCUGGAUUGGUUGAAUGUUGAAAUUUCGGUUUUUAUUAAUGCUUUGACGACAUAGGAGACGAUUAAAGCACUUUCUUUUCCAAUUAGCGCGGCACUCCCUUUGAGGAGUUUAAGAAGUUAUUUCAUACGAGGCACAAUGGACGUUGGGUGGUUCCCUGAACAUUUUAUUGUUUAUUGAGGCCACUAUAACACACUACCGAGAUACAUUUGAAAUGGUCAUAGUAGUUGGAG
Tigriopus californicus is the source of this 1629-nucleotide messenger RNA. RefSeq names its product kelch domain-containing protein 8A-like. Lineage: Eukaryota; Metazoa; Arthropoda; Copepoda; Harpacticoida; Harpacticidae. The coding region runs from base 244 to 1419 and encodes 391 amino acids. Gene Ontology annotation, molecular function: protein binding. The record is from RefSeq and is a predicted model, not a curated record. The transcript is spliced from 3 exons.